GCUAAAGCAAUUGUUAGCUAGCCAGCUGCGCUGAAAUGGGCGUUCACUUCUUAGCCGAUACUCAGGUGGGGGCCCGUGACAGGUUCGGGUUUUUUUGGGGUUUGAGAUUAAUGAACACUUAAUGUAUACGAUGUCCUCCAGGCGUCUAUCAUAUUAUUAACAUCGGUCAUGACGGAGCGAUUUUGUUGCAGUUAAUGCGCAAUAUUAAUGCAUAGUGAUGUUGUUAGCUAACGUUAAGGCAUGUUGCUUGCUAGUUCGCUAAACGGAUGCUCACUCGGUUGGUGUGUGAGGUAACUGGAAUAGCUGGUCAGCUUGCCUGGUAACGAGGAGCAGAAACACUCACUGAUGUGGUUCAAGCUUACAACCAUCUUUAUCCUCGCAUCCGUAUGUAUAAUAUUUUGUUAUUAAUUUGAGCUAUCUAAAGCUAAGUGCAGGCUACCAUGGUUUAUGCAUGUUGUACCCCUAGGUUUUACUGCUGGCUCACAUAUUCACUGGCGCAAACAGUCGCGCAAGAAUAAGGGCUAUGUCUGUCAACAGUGAGUCCCGAUCCUGGUUAUGUUCACUGUAAUUCCUCUAGUGUUGUUCUUGGUUGCGUAUUUCGUGAUAAUCAGUCAAACCUAUUAGCUCUACGAGGGACAUAAAAAAGCCCACACGAUAAUAAAAGCCCACACAUCAAAGAACACACUGUUUUUCAAAAUAGUGAUGUCUACACACCCUCUUUCGUGUUUUAACCAUAGCAGAUUUAAAGAAUACUCUUGUUAAUGGUCGUUACAAAUGCAUUUUUGUGGACUGAAUUGACACUAACUUGGAGACGGCUCAGAAGAAUCACAUGCUCAUGAAUGUGUCUUCAUGAUGAGUGACCUUGAACUCUGCACACGCUGAAACCAAGGAAUGGGAUGGAUAUAACUCAGCAUUAACAGAGCGUGAAGCAAAAGCUCUUCCUGACCUCAUCUUGAACGACAUAGGCCUGUUCAUCUGGAAACAAAUCAGGCUCUGAGCCAGUACCAACGAUGCCCAUAACAAGGCAUCCCUACAGGCUGCAGCCUAGCUACGCCAACUGAAAGCACCAGGCAAACGCAUCAAAUGUUUAAAGGAUGUACUGCUGAUUGGAUGCAAAAUCUCGUUCCUCUUCCACGUCUCCAAAACGUUAACGUUGAGUCUGUGCCAGCGUUUACAGUGAAUUAUGGUGACCAAAAAUGGUGCUUGAAUGUGGCAUCCUGGUGCAGAGUAUGCUAAAAGGGGUGAGGCUCUCUCAGAAAAGUGUAACAGCCGACUGAUAGUCUGCUGCCGAUAAUGGAUGCCAAGUUAAAAGAGGACCUCUUUCGAAGGUAUGUGACGGCACUGGAGAGGCGUCUGGAAGAUGGAGGGGAAUACACAGGGACAAGAACAACACCAGAGGAGGACAGAGGGAGACACAAGGACAGUGAGGCGCUACUCUCCACAGCUACAGCUCUGCUAGGGGCCUACCAGCCUGAUCCGGCACAACGUUUCCGGAUGGUGCGUUUUUAUGAAGUGGUGGAGAAUGCUCUCCGCUGCCAGAGAGGGGGCAACAUCAAGAGCCUGGAGAGAGCCUUCCACACAUUGGAAACCAUCUGCACCAACCUCUUGCUCUAUCCCUGGAAGAAGGAGUUCCGAUGUAUAAAGACCUUCACUGGCCCAUAUGUGUACCAUUUGCAGUCGGCCAUUUCUGAUGCUGAACUCCGAAGUCUUAUGCGCACCAUCGGCUAUGCCUGUGACCAUGAUUCGCAGUUCUAUUUGCAGGAGCACCCAGGAGGCACAAAUCAUCUCCGGCAGUUGGCGUUUGAGCUCUUCCUGGCCCAGGCAGAGUGUCGUCUUCUAGGAGAAGUAGUGGCUUUGGCCCGUGGUUCGGCCUCAGAGCUGGAGGCCCUGGAACUCCGAAGAGGCUGCAGAGAUGAUGCAGCUGGCUGUGCUGAGGCGCUCCGGAGACGGGACAGCCUUGGGGCAGAUAUGGCUCGGCUGUCUGUGCGGCCUUUAGAUAUAGAGAGGCCUCAUGCCCACCACCUGAGGCGAGGUAGCCGACCGUCUAAGUCUGUGGAUGUUACAGAUGGGGCUGGUCACUGGCACGCAGCAGUUAGCAAGCCUGUUUUGAAGGCCUCAUUGAGUCUGAGGAAGGAGCCUCUGUUUGUGGAUGCGGAGGAGGAUAUGAAGGAUGAGAUCAUCAGGCCCAGUACCUCAGCAUCUCUGUUCUCUGUGGCAGCGCCACCUUCCUAUAGCCCUAUUGCGGAUUUCUUUCCAAUUCAGUCACCUCCCCCAGCCGAUGCCUACACAUCCUACCACCUGUCAUCUUUGGAUGAGAUUGACUUGUACACAGAGAGGGGUGUUGGGACAGGAGGAAGGCAGACCCCCUCUCGACCUCCAUCCAGAGAGCCUCGGGAUGUAAGGGAUGGGUGGCUGCUCAAAGCUCAUGGUAGUGUGAAAUGUCAGGGCUGUGGGCUUGGCUGCUCUUCUAUGGCCUCUUGCCAGAGAUGUGACAUGAUCCUCUGUUCUGCCUGUCAUGAUGUGGACCCCUCCCCUUGCUGCGGCCUCCAGGACUACCACCAGAAAUCCCCACGACCCCUCGAUGGAUACAUUCCUGUCAAGGAAAAGCUCUCCGUCUACUCUAACACUCACUCCCACUCCCAUCUCCAUCCGCACCCCCUCACACUGACUCACUCACACUCUCACCCCCACCCCCAGAUGGUGGAGAAACCCCUCAUGUCCACAAAGCUGUUUGCUAGCAAGUCUAUUGCCUUGACCACACCAAAGGGAGGCAGCAGUGAGCGAAUAAGCAUGGGGGGAUCGCGAUGCGGGUUUUGCAACAAGCCAGGGGCAUCCCACACCUGUGUGAACUGCUCUAAGGUGUCGUGUGACUCCUGCAUGGGCUUGUAUGGAAAAGAUAUUUGCACGCGAAAAAAUCCCCAACACAGCUUUGUGCCCAACCAUCAGCUCAACUUCAAGUCUGGCACCAUAUCUCACCUGGUGUACCGAUGAAUCAGGCAUGGAUCAAAAUAUUUGUUUCUCCCUUCUAGUCCUUUCUCUUAACCUGCUGCAUAAUCUUGCACUAUUGCUUUAGCUCUGUUCUGGUUUAAACAGCUCAUUCACUAUCUUCCCCCUUAUCUGAUGGUCUUUUGGCCCUAUUGAACCCUCUCUUGAACUUUGUACAUUUUCUCUUACAGUCAGUAGGGCCCUGGAAUGCACUUGCCACAGAGAGCAAUAUCGUCUGCCCAUCUCUCUGCCUUGUACAAGUUCAGGCCUUUUAUCUUUUUCUUCUUCUUUUUACCUUGCUACCUGCUCUUGAGUAGUCAUGUGAUGUUGUAGCGCUUCCCCAAUUCCUUAAAUUUUGUCCUCCUCAAAAGGGGAACUGAAGAAAAUAGUUUAAUUCCUUCUCAUUUUGAAUGAAUUCUGUCCAAAUGAACAUAUGUACUUUGUCUAACUUCUCAGCUAAAAAAUCCUCUAAUAUAUAAAUAUAUAUAUAUACACUGUGUGUGUGUGUGUGUGUGUGUGUGUGUGUGUGUGUGUGUGUGUGUGUGUGUGUGUGUGUGUGUGUGUGUGUGUGUGUGUGUGUGUGUGUGUGUGUGUGUGUGUGUGUGUGUGUGUGUGUGUGUGUGUGUGUGUGUGUGUGUGUGUGUGUGUGUGUGUAAAAAGACCUCUGAGCUUGCAUACUGACACAGGAGAUCUUUUUAAACUUGAAAAAUAACAGAACAUAACACUGGAAGUCAAUUAGUCAAUAGUAUAUAUUUUUAAUCUCUAUUCUCUAGAACAAUGUGAGACUGUUAAAUGGGCAUGAGGUCUGGCAUUGGGAUUUUUGGGGUAAAAACUUAUGUCCGCGGGCUCGGGUGGAUGAUAUCUCAGAGGGACAUAUUGAGACAAUGGUUUGCCUUGUAAAUUAACCCUCAAUUGUUUCUGGUGAUAUGACUGAGGUGUAAAUGCUGCUGUUGACUUGAAGAUGUGUGGCGUUGACUUCUUUCUGAUAAAUAGCCUGUUGAGUUGUUUCAGUUCCAAGCUCCCCAUGCCCUUUCAUUAUACCCCUUAAGCCCCCAUUGCCCAUGAUGUUGAAGUGCAUCCUUACCAGAUCAGUCAUUCCUUGUCAGUCACAGGUGGAGUCACAGAAAGUCUCAUGCUGGGCCACAAAUCAAGUGAUUACGUUUUUUUGACAGUGUGUGAGCCUAUUGAUUGGUUUUAGACAGUAUGAAAGUGUAUACUCUGACACGGUUUCUGUCUACCUCAAAUGGCUUCAGCUUAUUACACCCAGUUUGACAUUGUGGUUUCAAACUAGCCCAACUGGUGUUUUAGCUCAAUAGAAAACAUAUUUUACUAUCAGCUGAAUUAGUCACUUUUAAAGGUUAGCAGAGGUUAUAAAUCUUGUGAGAUAAUCCUUGGCUUUUUCAUCUUAAUGACAUAGCACAAGAUUUUAUUUAUUUAGUUUAAUGGUCACUUUUGAGACUGUAUUUUGUGAAAGUGCAUUGAAUUGCAUUGCACUGUAAGUUGUCUCUGUUUUUUCUUAUUGACAAAAGACAGAAACCACUUAUAAUAUGUUGCAGUUCAAGACAACACCACAACAGACUAAGGGCUCAAAAAUGGCUUUAGUGUUGAAUCUACGACUCUCUGACACAAGUUAAUACCAUUACACAUUUUAGCUUUGCAAAGGUAGGAUUUAUCACAUGACUAUUGCACUAAACUGUAACAUGUUGCUGUGUUUACCUUCUUGUACAGUACAGCGAUUGCCAAUUUGUAGUGUUAUUCUUUUUCAUAUUUUAAGACCCCGAAAUCCAUCUCUAAGCCCCUUGUUUUAGGUACAUUUGGUCUAUGAAGUUAGCAGGAGUUUGCUUGAGCAAGCCACUGCUGUUUGCUGUGAACUUUUCAUUAAACCCAUUUAUUAAUUUACUUUGAAGGGCUGGGGUCAUGAGGGGUGAAUAAACUCUGCUAACAUGUUAAUCGAGUGUCUUACAUUUGGAACUACAGGCUGAUUAGGCUUUGGUUCUUUAUUAGGGGAUAAUUAAUUUAUAUUGAAGUUGAGAGUCACCAAGGGCUAAUUUUAAAUCACAUUUCAUUCAAAAAAAAGUCUGAGUCUGGGUUAUUUUGACAGACCGUUUAGGCAGCCGUAGCCUUGAUGGUCUGUCAGGAAUAACCUCUAAAUGCCUUAAGCUCAUUCAGCUGUCUUAUCAAAUACUUUAAGCUUCCACUGUUGUCAUUGACAUUGUUUUGUGUUUUACCAGCCUACAUGAAUUAAAUGCACAGCUAGCUCUAUGACUGCUAAGGAAGGAAAUCAGAGUAUUUAAAAAAUACACACAAGUAUGGUAUACUUAACAGUGUCUAAAAGGAAGCAUGUUGAACCAUGCAUAUUAACAGGAAUUAUGCAGCAAUUCACACUUUGUAGACAUAUAUACACACACGGUGUGCUUGCUGGGGUUAAUGUCUGUUUUGCUCACAGAUGUUACCUAAUACAUGGUUGGUUACAGUGAGUGAUGUUAUACUUCUGUUCAUUUCUUUCCUUUUAAAAUGGAGUUCUUUGUCUUUGUCAUGCUAACAACAUAAAAAAUGGAUCUUUUGAUACCGUUUGGAUCUACCUUAA
Molecule: messenger RNA, 5572 nt
Organism: Etheostoma spectabile (orangethroat darter)
Lineage: Eukaryota; Metazoa; Chordata; Actinopteri; Perciformes; Percidae
Gene: spata2
Product: spermatogenesis associated 2
Exons: 3
Coding region: 1294-2991 (565 amino acids)
Biological process (GO): regulation of tumor necrosis factor-mediated signaling pathway; protein K63-linked deubiquitination; protein linear deubiquitination
Cellular component (GO): cytoplasm
Molecular function (GO): heme binding
Source: RefSeq, a predicted model, not a curated record